AAGCGAUUUGAGACAUUCAGGACAACCGUACAGGUUAUGUGGGUCUGCGAAGUGUAAUUUGUUGAUAUCUAGUGCAUAAAAGUGCAGUGUUCUCAUUUCGGGACAUCCUACUCGCGGCCAAAUCCCAAAUAACGUUACUCUCGACCGCUCUGCUUACGUGUUCGGCCUUAUUUUUUCAUUUCCAAAAUAAUUUGUUAUCUUCCCAAAUUUAAAUCACGCCGUUUUUAAGUGUUGUUCUAAUAAAUAAAUGGUUUAUAGUGACGUAACGUAGAUUUGCGGACCGACUUUGCUAGUGGCGAUUUAUAUGACCCGCCGAGAAAAAUAGGUUACUUCUAAUAAGCUGGGCCCCCCUUCUGGUUGUUGAACUGAAUAUUUUGCAAUUACAGCUGUUGAUGGCACAAUUAAUUGAAACCCACUUAAAGUCCUACGACAGGUGAUCAUGGCAAAUACUGCCACUGAAAAUGAGGCAGAUUCUGGUAGUAGUAUAGCUGUAACAACACAAGAGCAUCCAAUACAGGAGGAUGCUGAUCAAACCGAAGACAGAGUAACUGGCUCAAAUACAAACUACGAUUCUUCAGAAGGCGGACACAAAUGCAAUAGAUGCGAUUUUGAGGCUUCAUCAGCAACAUCAUUGACCAAUCAUUUGACCAUAUCCCAUUCGGGUGCCAGCGAAGUCGAAAUGGAAGUGGCUGAGAAUAACAACCCCCCUGCGGAUAGGGUACAUCGAAAAAUGUUCGAAUGCGACGUCUGCAACAUGAAGUUCUCGAACGGCGCCAACAUGCGCAGACACAAGAUGCGCCACACCGGUGUCAAGCCCUACGAGUGCCGUGUCUGUCAGAAACGAUUCUUCAGGAAAGACCACCUAGCCGAACACUUCACCACGCACACCAAAACGCUGCCUUACCACUGCCCCAUCUGCAACAGAGGCUUUCAGAGACAAAUUGCUAUGCGAGCCCAUUUCCAAAACGAACAUGUCGGACAACACGACCUCGUCAAAUCCUGUCCUUUAUGCAAUUACAGGGCCGGCUCUAUGAAGAGUUUGAGGAUACAUUUUUUCAAUAGACACGGCAUCGACUUGGACAACCCUGGUCCGCCGGGCUCGCCCAAUCAGCUGAUAGCGGCCGCCGCUCAGCAGAGUUUCGGACCGGUAGAGGGCGCCCUUAGCUCGCUCAAUCACCUCAGCAGCAAUCUGUCGGUCAGCGUGACGGGUGGCAGCGCCAACUACAGCGAUUCCGGCGAGUCUACCGGAGCGAGGAGCACGGACAAUGCGACGCCGCCUAUGCACUUUUUGACGCCGCACGUCGAGAUUUCAAUGGCCGAUGCACCGUCGGCUGUUUUUUCACCUUCAACGGCUGACCAGCAACUAUCGACAAGUCAGUCAUCUCAAGGAGACACCCGACUGGUCAACGGAGACUGUCCAAAUUCCCCUCAAUCCGCAGAUUCAAACUCCAACGCCCCCACAAGCAGUCACAUUCAACCGAGCUCGCUGCGGAUGGAGCAAGAGACCAGCAUAACGCCAUCUAUCUCGCUCAUACCGAUAAAACAGGAACCUGGAGACGAUUACCACGAGGGUGGUAAGAAGAACGGGCCUGUCAAUUUGAGUACGUCGCCGUCGAAUAGUCUGCAAAUGAACCCGACUAGUAGUAGCCUGAGUUCUUUGAUUAAGGUGUCUCCAUUAAAGAGUUUGCUUAGAGAUGAUCUGAAGAGGAAAAUCAUUUCUCGAAGUAAUUCUGCCAGUCGAAGCCGAUCUACAGCUUCACCGAAUGCCAAUAACUCUGAUAGUUCGCCUACAGACGCUAACACAACUACAAACGGAGCAAUAACUUCAACGGGACCUGAACAACCAUCCGACUCCACUCUGUGGCGUAUCGUCGGUAAGAGAUCGCUACAAUGCGUGUUUUGCGGCAUUGGAUUCCCAGACCAAACGUUGUAUUUUCUUCACAAGGGUUGUCAUUCGGACGCUAACCCUUGGAAAUGCAACAUUUGCGGCGAGCAGUGUUGUAACGUAUACGAAUUCAACUCGCAUUUGUUAAGUAAGAGCCACCAAUAGCAAUAAUUCUUAGAAGAAUUUAGGAACUGGUUUUUCUUUCAUUUUGUUUUUUUCUGAUAUUCCGGUCUAAGUGACAUUUUAUGAGAGAUUUCUGUUAAUAAUGUCAUAAAAAGUCACAGAAUGUGAUACGACAAUUUUUCCAUUAUUAAUGACACAUGAUGACAUUCGAACAUAUCGAUUUCCUAUACCAAAUUAAGAACUUAAUGUUUGGGUUAUUGUUGAGAUUACUGAUUUAAUUGUAGUUUUGCAACAAUUGUUAUAAUAUAUUCCUUAUUAUACAUUCCUUAUUCCGUAUUACCACAGAGUUAUCACAUUUUUUAAAUGUUUUUUUGCGCACAGUGUAUCUCUCUGAAAAUAUUAGUCCAAGCAAAAACAUGCAAUGGUUUUUCGGCUCGUAUUUUCAAAAUCGAUUGCAUUUUAGUGUUAAAAAGCAAAGGUACAGUCAUCAGUUUCAAUUCCGGGACACCUGGAGCGUUUUCUGAAGGCUGAAAAUUUGUAGAUAACAUUCGAAUGCAAUGUAAAACAAAAAAAUAACAGUUAGACAGAGCAGUAUGGGGACAAAAAGCGUCAGCGGUACCUCAAACGCGCUGUCAAAAAUAUUUUGUCACGCAAAGUGAUUUUUGAAGGCUUAAACUUUGCAAGUUAAUAGUGAAAUCUUACAUGUUUUUGUACCCGACUCUCCGACUAUAUAAAUAUAUCGUUUUUUCGUAUUUUCCUGUGAACUUCCAUCAACAGGUGAUUCAAUCAGAAACAUUUAGAGUGAUAUUUUUCUUGCGUAUUAUGUUGUUCUUUUUUUUUUCAUUUACAAUCUCUAAAGAAUUAUACAUAUCAAGUUCUUCAAAUUUUGUUGUAACUAGAAAAUUAAAUAUUAAACAUAAUGUAUUUUGACAUCUAAUCUUUUUACAUUCGUUUAUACUUUAUUUACAUAGACUUGCCGUCUUAGAUUUUAUUUUUGAAUUACCACUUUUUUGUUUCUUGUUAAUUAAAGAAAAUUAAAUUUUUAUAUUUAUUUUGACAUAAUUUAUUUAAAAAUAUGGAGGUCAGCAAUAAUUAAUGUUUAUAUUAUAUACAUUGUCCUUGCAAUAUCAUUCACAAAGUACCGGGUGGCUAAGAAUGGACGCCGGCUUUAUCUCAAAAACUACUUAUCGUAUAACUUUGGGAGAACAAUUUUAAUGAGUAAAUCGACCAAGA
Molecule: messenger RNA, 3241 nt
Organism: Sitophilus oryzae (rice weevil)
Lineage: Eukaryota; Metazoa; Arthropoda; Insecta; Coleoptera; Curculionidae
Product: ikaros family zinc finger protein
Exons: 9
Coding region: 440-2050 (536 amino acids)
Biological process (GO): regulation of transcription by RNA polymerase II
Molecular function (GO): DNA-binding transcription factor activity; RNA polymerase II cis-regulatory region sequence-specific DNA binding
Source: RefSeq, a predicted model, not a curated record